Molecule: messenger RNA, 1159 nt
Organism: Stegodyphus dumicola
Lineage: Eukaryota; Metazoa; Arthropoda; Arachnida; Araneae; Eresidae
Biological process (GO): glycolytic process; intracellular glucose homeostasis; carbohydrate phosphorylation
Cellular component (GO): mitochondrion; cytosol
Molecular function (GO): fructokinase activity; ATP binding; D-glucose binding
Source: RefSeq, a predicted model, not a curated record
UAUAGCAAAUUAGAUAUGAUUAAAAGAUUUGCUAUUUUUUUCUUUUGAAACAGAUAAACUUCAAGUUCUGCAAAGAUACUAAUUGUGGAAUAGGAGCGGCACUGACUGCUGCUGUUGUAUCACAUAAAAACAGGCAAAAUCCUGAAUCAUACCUUUUGGAAUUGCGCAAAAGACUACACAAUAAUGAUCUUGCUUUUUCUGUUUCUGGUUUUUUAAAAUUACUAGAAAAUCCAGAUACUACAUGUGAAGCUGUAGAAUUAGCACAGACUUACUUGAAAAAACUGAAUUUUGAUGUGCCAUUGUCUGUUGUCUGGGCCUAUAAUUUUAUGUCUGAAGAAUACUCAGAGGCUGAGACAUUGUACAAAAUGUAUCCCAUUUCUAUUAAAAAGGCAAAUUAUUUAGUGUGUCAAAAAAUUCGCUCAGCUGAAAAUCUUGAAAUAGGGAAAAAGUAUAAAGAGUUCUUGAAGAAAAAUUGCAGUGAUAGGAAAGUAAUACAAUGUGCUUAUAAAACUUUACUUGACUUUUUCUUCUACAACGGUGAACACAAAGAAGCUGUUACUUUAGUGCAUGAAUGUAUUGAAAUGGAUAUUCCAUUAAAUAAACUUCGUUUUUCAACACUGAGGAUGUUGCAUGAAUAUUGUGCACGAGAAUCAACUGGAAGUUCCAAUAUUCAACCCUUUCGUCUACCUGCAGAGAGUCCCCAACCUUUUGCACAUUCUGGAAUAUCUAUUGGACAGCGGGCACCAUUUACUUUUUCAAGACUACAACACUACCAAGACCCAGAAAAUUUUAAACUACGUCACCAAUAGGUAGACACACCUUCCUUUUGGUAAACGCUCAAUUGGGAUUGCUACUAAAGGUAAUUAAAGCACCUCUAAUUAUUUAAUGUCUAAUUUUCUGUGUUGUAAAUUUUUGGUGUGUUUUUUGUAUCUUUGUAUUUAUUUUGUAUUUAUGUGUCAAUUUUUUGGCAACGACAUUAAUGGUAAUUAUAAAAUACUAUUGAAGUUGAAAGUUGUGUUGAACGACAAUGCAGUAUAUGACAUAAUUGUCAUUGUCGAUAGUAAAAGGUAAAAUACGAGUAAAAUUAUUGUGUAAAAUGAUUAUUAUCAAAAUAAGUGUUUUAUAUGAAUAAGUAGUCAAAAUGAAAUACUGUAAACAA